ACACACAUACAGUUGAAGUCAUACAUUUACAAACACCUUAGCCAAAUCCAUUUAAACUCAGUUUUUCACAAUUCCUGACAUUUAAUCAUAGAAAACAUUCCCUGUCUUAGGUCAGUUAGGAUCACUAUUUUAAGAAAUUAAAAUGUCAGAAUAAUAGUAGAGAGACUGAUUUAUUUCAGCUUUUAUUUCUUUCAUCACAUUCCAGUGGAUCAGAAGUUUACAUACACUUUGAUAGCAUUUGAUAGCUUUGCCUUUAAAUUGUUUAACUUGGGUCAAACAUUUUGAGUAGCCUUCCACAAGCUUCUCACAAUAAGUUGCUGGAAUUUUGGCCCAUUCCUCCAGACAGAACCUGGUGUAACUGAGCCAGGUUUAUAGGCCUCCUUGCUCGCACACUCUUCAAGUUCUGCCCACAAAUUUUCUAUCAGAUUGAGGUCAGGGCUUUGUGAUGGCCACUCCAAUACCUUGACUUGGUUGUCCUUAAGCCAUUUUGCCACAACUCUAGAGGUAUGCUUGGGGUCAUUGUUCAUUUGGAAGACCCAUUUGUGACCGAGCUUUAACUUCCUGGCUAAUGUCUUGAUUUUGCUUCAAUAUAUCCACAUAAUUUUCCUUCCUCAUGAUGCCAUCUAUUUUGUGAAGUGCACCAGUCCCUCCUGCAGCAAAGCACUCCCACAACAUGAUGCUGCCACCCCCAUGCUUCACGGUUGGGAUGAUGUUCUUCAGCUUGCAAGUCCCACCCUUUUUCCUCCAAACAUAACGAUGGUCAUUAUGGCCAAACGGUUCAAUUUUUGUUUCAUCAGACCAAAGGACAUUUCUACAAAAAGUAAGAUCUUUGCCCCAUAUGCACUUGCAAACUGUAGUCUGGCUUUUUUAUGGCGGAUUUGGAGCAGUGGCUUCUUCCUUGCUGAGCAGCCUUUCAGGUUAUGUCGAUAUAGGACUCAUUUUACUGUGGAUAUAGAUACUUGUCUACCUGUUUCCUCCAGCAUCUUCAUAAGGUCCUUUGCUGUUGUUCUGGGAUUGACUUGCACUUUUCACACUAAACUACGUUCAUCUCUAGGAGACAGAAUGCUUCUCCUUCCUGAGCGGUAUGAUGGCUGCGUGGUCCCAUUGUGUUUAUACUUGCAUACUAUUGUUUAUACAGAUGAACGUGGUACCUUCAGGUGUUUGGAAAUUGCUCCCAAGGAUGAACCAGACUUGUGGAGGUCCACAGUUCUUUUUCUGAGGUCUUGGCUGAUUUCUUUUGGUUUUUCCCAUGAUAUCAAGCAAAGAGGCACUGAGUUUGAAGCUAUUUUAUGGCCUCAGAAGACUUGGAAAAUAGAGCAGCCAGGAUAUUCUGCAAAAGACCCACUUACAGUGUUUCAAAAAAGCAAGUCAUACGCAAAACAACAUGAUCAGCAACAAAAUGAGAGUGCAGAGCUUCCAAGAACAGACACACCAGCAGCUUCUGUACCUGAGUUCCAGAAAGACUAUGAAAAACCCACAGGGGAAAAUGUAAACUCGGACUACUUGGGCUUUCCCUUGCUGUCUUUGCCACCUAGGGAAGAUCUUCCCCAUAAACAUCCAUUACAGUUGCAGAGGACAACUGAAAGAACAUUACCUAUAGAGGAUAAUAUGGGCUCUCUGCACCAUUUCAGCCCUACGGUACCAGAUACUGCAAAACAGAUUACACCCUGCUCAUCUUCAAGCAUUUUUCAAGGCAGAGAUUUAAGCCAAAAGCAUAAGAACCUUAAACCAUCUGUUAGAUUUAUGCCAAGGACUACACAUUUAGAAAGCAGAAAAAGAAAAUUAGAAGAACAAACAUUAUUUUUGACUGAAGUGGACAAAAAUGAGCCAAUGAUUGGUCCAAAACUACCAGAACUGCCCAAAGUGGACAUGGAGGAUAAUUCAUUAAAUUUAACUGCCAAUCUAAUCCGUCAAACAAUGUCAAAGGUUGCAUCUGUACCAGAGGUAAAACCUAUACAAGGGAAGACCACUACUGCAAAGCCACGCAGGAGAAUUUAAUACAAAAAUUCUGAUUUCCUCUGCAACUCAUCAUAUAGUCUUACAUUGAAUAAUAUUUUGGAUAUUUAUUUCAGUUUCAGACACAAUGUUUGACAAACCAUUUCUAUUUCAUGUAAAAUUCAAUGAUGCAUUUCA
Messenger RNA from Myxocyprinus asiaticus (Chinese sucker), 2133 nucleotides. RefSeq names its product RNA-binding protein 48-like. Gene Ontology annotation, molecular function: nucleic acid binding. Gene Ontology annotation, cellular component: nucleoplasm. The coding region runs from base 691 to 1998 and encodes 435 amino acids. The record is from RefSeq and is a predicted model, not a curated record. The transcript is spliced from 4 exons. Lineage: Eukaryota; Metazoa; Chordata; Actinopteri; Cypriniformes; Catostomidae.